AUCAUCUUAUAUAAUAUAUACUCCCAACUUCUCUAAAAAUAAAAACAGAACACAUCACACAAUCAAAGAUACUCCCUAUAAUGGCAACACCAAUAUUUACUAUCUUCCUCUUCCUUACCUCCAUCCUUGCUAUACUCUCCACAACCAUAGCACACCACCCUCCAACUUCCAACCACUCUAAACCCAAACCCAAACCCGAAUCCACUACUAACUUCAUAUGGUCAUCUUGUAGUACAACAAGGUACCCUCCUCUUUGUUACAAUGGCCUUUCACGCUAUGCUAACAAGAUAGGAAAAAGCCACCGCCAGGUGGCAUUAACCGCCUUGGCGAUGAGCUUAUCCAGGGCCAGAUCUGCUGCACGAUUAGUUUCCCGGUUAAAAAAGGCUAAAGGGAUAAAACAUAGGGAAUAUGAAGCAGUUAAAGAUUGUAUUGAUACCAUGAGUGAUGGGGUGGAUCAAUUGACCCGUUCGUUCGUGGAGCUUGCUAAUUUGGGUCAAACCGAUAGUGAGGAGUUCAUGUGGCAUAUGGGUAAUGUUCAAACAUGGGUUAGUUCUGCUUUAACGGAUGAGAGUACUUGUGUUGAUGGGUUAUCUGAUGAUGGAUAUAGUAAUAAUAAUGGUGGGAGUAAUAAUAAGGUGAAAGGUGUUAUUCAAAUGAAGGUUAAUAAUGUUGCUCAACUUACUAGUAAUGCUCUUGCUUUGGUUAAUCGAUUUGUAGAAAGGUAUGGUUAAUCAAAUCCUUAAUCUUAAUUUGUAUCCUCGUACUUAAUUAAUUAGUUUUAUUUUUUAAGGAUGUUUUUUUGUUUAAUUCUUCACUUGUUUUGUUUAAUUGUAAUGAAAUAAUUAAUGUGUGAGCUGUGAAGUACGUACAAAAGGUUAGUGACUGAGCUCUGUUGUUCGAGCCCUUUAAUAAGAUUGUCUAAUUAAUUAGGUACUUUGAUUGA
Molecule: messenger RNA, 943 nt
Organism: Spinacia oleracea (spinach)
Lineage: Eukaryota; Viridiplantae; Streptophyta; Magnoliopsida; Caryophyllales; Amaranthaceae
Product: pectinesterase inhibitor 9
Exons: 1
Coding region: 81-731 (216 amino acids)
Biological process (GO): negative regulation of catalytic activity
Molecular function (GO): enzyme inhibitor activity
Source: RefSeq, a predicted model, not a curated record